Molecule: messenger RNA, 849 nt
Organism: Drosophila eugracilis
Lineage: Eukaryota; Metazoa; Arthropoda; Insecta; Diptera; Drosophilidae
Gene: Acp32CD
Product: accessory gland protein Acp32CD
Exons: 2
Coding region: 1-759 (252 amino acids)
Source: RefSeq, a predicted model, not a curated record
AUGUGGCGGAUGCGGAUACGGCUACUCUCUGGCUACCUGGUCCUGCUGGCCCUCGGCCAUCUGCCGGAGCACGGUGUUCUGGGCCAGAAGUACUACAUGAAUUUUGCCUUCAACAACAAUAACCCGGACGCAGAAGGUGGCGGAGGCGAUGGUGGUGCCAUACCUCCUGGUGGUGGCGGUGGCGUAGGUCAAGGAUCCCAUGAGGGUGAUGCCCAUCAAUCGGCUGGCCAUGACGAAAGCGCUGGGAAGGAGGGUGCACAUGAUGAUGAACACCAUAGCGAGGGUGUUACGGAUGAUGGGGAAGCUAAGGGCGAUGAGGAACAUAAAGAGGACGAGGGUUCCCAUCAUACGGAAGAGAAUAAGAGCGAGGUCCACGAUGAAGACAAAGGUCAUGAUGAUGAUAAUGAUGAUAGCGACAGCAAGGACGCUAAGGAUCGGCGCGAAAAGGUGGAACAAAGUGAAAAGAUGCAACGCAAAGAUCACAGCCAUCACAGUAGCUAUGAGAUCAGUAUCGACGACAGCUUCGGCGGACGGUACGUGCGAUCGAUAUACGAGAGCAGCGAAAGCCACGGCCAUUCCGGCAGCAAUGCGGGAUCCAACCAGCGGGAUAAUGGAGCUCGUGAAAGCAGCCAAGAAGGUCAAGAGGCCCAGGAGGGUGGCCGAGUACCAGUAGGGGCUUUACCAAUGGCUCGCAAUGUGCCCGAUGCGGCGAACCAUGGAUCUAUGGAAGCCAAGGAGGAUGACUACGAGGAGAUCUAAAAUAAGGUUUGCUUGAAGGACUUUGGAAAGACGCAGCCACAUCAAUUGAUUUUAUCAUUAAAAUGACAAUAAAAUUUAAAUACCAAGAAA